CCGAACUCAUCCGGCGCGGCUAGCAGGGAAACCAACCGCCCCACAUUUUCUAUAUGCGACACUUCUCUCCCUCCCUUCUGAGACAAACCCUAGUUUCAAAAUCUGCAAGAGGAAAAUAAACACCAUAACACUCGAUUCCAUCUUGGUAUCCUCUGUGACCAGAUUACGUCUUUUCAACCAGGCGAGAAUCACCACCAUUGCUCGUGGGAUCUGCGAUUUCUUCCUUUUUUUUCUGUUUCGGGAAAGGGAUCUACAAUUUCUCCAUUUGGAGUCAGUGGGCGUUUGAGUCGGGGAUGGGAUGUACCUGAGGUGAAUUGGAUGCUGUUCACGACGUCGAUUUGGGUUAAAACAGUAUAAAGUGAUGCGAAUAUCGAGGAGAAGUUGGUUCGCUUGGCACAUAUGUUUAGGCUGAUGAAAUGUUUCCUUGGCCUUGAUCCGAGGAAUCCGCCGCCGAGGAGACUGCUAGAUGCCAAUUCACUGUCUACCCGGAGAUCCGUUGAAUUCAGGCAGCCGGAUAUGUUGGAGAUGGUUCAUGAGAUCGCCAUAUAUAUUCAUCGGUUCCAUAAUCUCGAUCUCUUUCAACAAGGAUGGUACCAGGUAAAAGCGAGUUUGAAAUGGGAGGAUGAUAGUCAGCGGUCUCGUGGUACUCCGUCAAGGGUUGUUCAGUAUGAAGCCCCUGACAUAACCUCAGAUGAUACUGUGGGUGUUUGGAGGAUAGAUGAUGCCGAACAGAGUUUCACUACGCAGCCCUUUCGGAUAAAAUAUGCAAGGCAGGAUGUCAUUUUGUCUGUAAUGAUCUCUUUCAAUUUAAAUAUUGGAUCAGAUGAGAUCCCUGCAAGGUCAGCAGUAAUACUAAAAUUUGAGCUCAUGUAUUCUCCUCUGUUAGAUAAUGGCAUAGAGAUGCAUGGUACUUUUGAGGCAUUUUCUACAGCAAUUCACGAAUUUAGGAUUCCUCCCAAAGCAUUGCUAGGCAUACAUUCAUACUGUCCAGUUCAUUUUGACGUCUACCAUGCAGUGCUUGUUGAUCUAAGCAUACAUGUUGUUCUCUUGAAAGCCGGUAUGACUUCACAGAAGGUACCCAGAGACUCUCUCUUGGUGGAACUUGAUGCGAAAGAAAUUUAUAAACAACCAAAUCAGUUAUUGGGACAAGGAAUUAAUUCGAGGGAGAUUGAACUUCUCAAGUCAUUGUUAAUAUCACAUGAAAGUCUUGUCGUGGAACUUCAGAAGAUCAGUAGUGUGAUUGAUCAGAAAAUUGAUGAUUUAACUGAAGCUGAUUUAAACUAUAGUAUAUUUGGGUUAAGUGGUUCUACACUGUCAGAUGUAUCUAGUGUCAGUUCUAAUGGGAAUAUGGGAUUGGGACAGGCUGCAGACACUUUUCAGGUUGUUGUAGAGAACUCUAAUGGCGUGUUUGAUGUUCGGAAUGAUGUCAUGCUCUAUUCUCUAUCCAAGGAAGAGAUUCUUGAUGUAUUUUUCUCUGUAGGCAGCCAACUUUCAUUAUUAUGGAAUGCAUUUUUAAAAUUUCACAGGGCUCAUAGAAUCAAGUUAAUUGAACAUCUACGGAAUUCAUGGGCUGCUGAUAGGAAGGCAGAGUGGUCAAUUUGGAUGGUCCAUUCGAAGAUUGAAAUUCCUCAUCGCUAUUUACGAAGUAAUUCCAAUAAUUCAUCACAACGCAGCACACUUGGAAAGGCUGUUCAACGGAAAUAUGGGGAUGAUCCGGCACAAAGUGCAACUGCUCGUGCUGAGCUUCACAGGAAAAGCAUUGCACAAAUGAAGAUUAAUAACAGAUCAAUUCAAGACAUGCAAAUUUUUGGUGAUCCUUCACGCAUACCUGUUGUUAUUAUAGAACAACAUGUCAUGAAUGUACCUCUCCAUGGUUCUAGUGACAACUUUUUGUUAUCUACCUCAGACGAGAAUGCCUCCCCUGCAGUAACUUCAGGUUCUGGUGAGAAGAAUACACCGGAGUCCUCUGAUCUUGGCAAAAGAGGUGGUCGAGUGCUAAAAGUAGUGGUCUUUGUACAUGGAUUUCAGGGACACCAUCUGGAUCUCCGUUUAGUUAGGAAUCAGUGGCUGUUGCUAGAUCCAGGUACUGAGUGUCUAAUGUCAGAGGUUAAUGAAGAAAGAACUUCGGGAGACUUAAGGGAAAUGGGAAGCAGAUUGGCUGAAGAAGUGACUGUUUUUGUUAAAAAAAAGAUUGACAAGCUUUCAAGAUAUGGAGGUUGCAAGGACUUGAAGCUUAGUUUUGUAGGCCAUUCUAUUGGAAACAUUAUAAUAAGAACUGCCUUAGCAGACAGGUUGUUUGAUCCGUAUCAUAAAAACCUUCAUACGUAUAUGUCAGUUUCUGGGCCGCACUUGGGGUACUGGUACAGCUCGAACUCCUUGUUCAACUCUGGUUUGUGGGUAUUGAAGAAACUCAAAAACAGUCAGUGCAUCCAUCAGCUUACUUUCAGUGAUGAUGCUGAUCUCCAGAAUACUUUCUUUUACAAGCUGUGUAAGAAGACCUUGGAGAACUUCAAGAAUAUUAUCCUACUAUCCUCUCCACAGGAUGGUUAUGUUCCGUAUCAUUCAGCCAGAAUCGAGCUAUCUCCAGCUUCUUCUUCAGAUAACUCAAAGAAGGCUCAAAUAUUCCUUGAAAUGCUCAACAACUGCCUGGAUCAAAUUCGAGCUCCCUCAUCCAAGCAGCGAGUAUUCAUGCGUUGCGAUGUCAACUUUGACUCAUCUAACCAGGGCAAGAAUUUGAAUACCUUCAUUGGCAGAGCUGCCCACAUUGAGUUUCUGGAGACCGACAUCUUUGCCAAGUUUAUAAUGUGGUCAUUUCCUGAACUCUUCCGCUGACACUUUUCUGGCCUUCUCUUCCCUACUUCUUCUGUCGGGUAAUAGCUGAUGCAAACUUCCGUGGUGAAGCAUGUGAGGCCAGACAAGUUGAGCUUUUUUGAUAUAUUGUUGCAUUUAUUGAUAUUUUGUAAAUUAUCCCCUUCUUCGAUUGUUUUUUUUUUUUUUGUAUAACAGACAUUAGAAGUGGAACAAAAUGGAAGAAACAUGGAGCAAAAAGGAGAAAAUUUCACGAAAAAGCCGUUUGUGAAGGCUGAGACCAUGACACCAAGUAUUUGGCACCUAUGCGCUAGCUAAGCCUAGAAACCUUGAGAAUGGUGCCAGGGCGCCAACCAUUGGGCCAAAACCAUGACACCAGAUCAGUGUAGUGUGUAAGCACCGGUCAAGUAAAGUUCAACCCGAGAGGAAGGUGCUUAGGCGUCAAACAUUGGGCACCAUGGCCCUAGUCCUGAAGGCCAAGGUCAUGGCGCCAAAAUAGAGUGGUGCCUUAGUGCCAUGACGAAAUUCUGGACAUUUUUUAGAUGAUUUAAAGUUGUUUCAGAGUGAGUUAAUGGCAAUUUUAAGACCACUACAGAGGAUUUUAAGAGGAGAAGAAGAGUUUGUGAAGAACAAGUUUAAAGUGUUUUGUUGGUGGUGAUUUAUGGGGUGUGUUUUAAGUUUAGAGAGUCUUGUGGAGGGAUUUUCCUCCAUUGUUUGUUAAGUAUCCUAGGCUUGUUCUAAGCACGUCUAAGGAUGUGAGUUGUGUUGUGUUGUAAGUGCUGUUGUCUAAGGAGUUCUAGAAGAAGAGCAAGGGCUUGGAUGGAGCAAUUUCAAGGCAAAUUGAG
Phalaenopsis equestris is the source of this 3653-nucleotide messenger RNA. RefSeq names its product protein FAM135B-like. The record is from RefSeq and is a predicted model, not a curated record. NCBI's taxonomy places the organism in Eukaryota, Viridiplantae, Streptophyta, Magnoliopsida, Asparagales, Orchidaceae.